Cheilinus undulatus (humphead wrasse) is the source of this 1384-nucleotide messenger RNA. Its product is annotated as guanine nucleotide-binding protein G(o) subunit alpha-like. The transcript is spliced from 10 exons. Gene Ontology annotation, cellular component: heterotrimeric G-protein complex. The record is from RefSeq and is a predicted model, not a curated record. Gene Ontology annotation, biological process: adenylate cyclase-modulating G protein-coupled receptor signaling pathway. Gene Ontology annotation, molecular function: G protein-coupled receptor binding; GTPase activity; G-protein beta/gamma-subunit complex binding. Bases 123 to 1253 code for a protein of 376 amino acids. NCBI's taxonomy places the organism in Eukaryota, Metazoa, Chordata, Actinopteri, Labriformes, Labridae.
GAUCGCGCAAAUUAAGCCUGUGACUAGCUGCCCGCACGUGCUCCUAAUGAAGGUAAUUAGCAGUUAGCUAACUGUCAGCACUCAUUUGUUUUCAACGACAAAGCCACGCAGAGCAGGCAGAGAUGUUUUGCUGCUUAAAUAAACUACCAGCCCCACUGCAGAUCUGCAUGGGAAUGUGCCUUCACCAGGAUAUCACAGAGGAGGGGAAAAAGGCCAAACUGCAGAGCUCUAAGAUAGAGCAAGACCUUUGUGAGCAUGCCAGGACUGAGAUGAAUGUAGUGAAAAUCCUCCUGCUGGGAGCUGCAGAGAGCGGGAAGAGCACCCUGAUCAAACAGAUGAAGAUCAUCUACAGUCAUGGCUUUUCCAAACAGGAGCUCAGUAGUUUCAAGCCUGCAGUGCUGGAUAACCUUCUGACCUCGAUGAAGUUUGUCCUGCGAGGAAUGGGGAUGCUGAGGAUUAACCUGGCCAGCAAGAAAAACAAGACACACGCACGCUCCAUCCUGUCCUGCAGCCACUGUUUGGGUGACAACCAGGAGCUGCUCCCCUUUGUGGCUCACGCUUUGUGUGCACUUUGGUCCGACCAAGGAGUGCGAGUGGCUGCAGCCAGAGGUUACGAGUUUGAGCUGAACGACUCGGCGCUCUAUUUCUUUGAGAACAUGAAUCGAAUCAUCGCUCCCAAAUACGUCCCCACUGAGACGGAUGUUCUGAGAGUGAGGGUGAGGACCUGUGGAAUCGUGGAGACGCAGUUUCAACAAAAUGAGAUGAUCUUUCGGUUGUAUGAUGUUGGGGGUCAGCGCAGUGAGAGGAGGAAGUGGCUCAGCUGCUUCGACUGCAUUCAGGCUGUGUUGUUUGUUGUGGCCCUCAGCAGCUAUGAUAUGACACUGCAGGAGAACCGUUCAAGAAGUCGGCUGCAGGAGAGUCUUGAACUGUUUCAGUCUAUCUGCACCAGCGCAGUCUUUAGAAGUGUAUCACUGAUUCUGCUGAUGAACAAAACAGACCUUUUCCGUGAGAAGAUCUUACACUCUGGAAGACACAUGAGGUUUUAUGUUUCAGCUUAUAAAGGAGCAGAAGAGGACGUGGACGCUGCAGCACACCACAUCACGACCAUGUUCUCAUCGAGUAUCAGCGGCCCUGACAAACCUGUGUACUACCACUACACCACCGCCACAGACACAGACAACAUACGGGUGGUGUUCCACAUAAUGACAGAGCAGAUCAUCAAGGAGAGCCUAGAAGCUGUGGAGCUGCUGUGAAAGCCUCAUAAAAGCCCUUAUGACUGUUUUAAACAUUGUGCACAGAAUUUGAUAGGAUUACAGUCAGGGCUUAUCUGUUUUUAAACAGUUAUUUAUUUUAAAAGAUUUUAAUAAAAUAUUUAUUUAUGGUU